This is a messenger RNA of Guyanagaster necrorhizus, 1125 nucleotides long. RefSeq lists its product as uncharacterized. The record is from RefSeq and is a predicted model, not a curated record. NCBI's taxonomy places the organism in Eukaryota, Fungi, Basidiomycota, Agaricomycetes, Agaricales, Physalacriaceae. The transcript has 3 exons. Bases 263 to 991 code for a protein of 242 amino acids.
AUUCUUCUUCUUUCUUCUUUAUAUUCAGUUCAAGCCUAGAACGCUGGCCUCAAGCCCUGUCAAAUUCCUUCCUCGCUUCACCGUGUCCGCAUACAACUCCUUAAUCAAUACACAAAAAGCGAGACAAACUACCUUCACUCAAAGUUAGCUCCACUUGCAUCUUAAUUGCCGCCACAACAUCUCAGUAGAGUCAUAUCAGCUCAUUACGCCGUUGUGCAGGGAUACAAUCACUCCGGUCGUAUAUUCUUCCCAGAUCAUACCCAUGGAUCUUUCUACACGCCAGCUCACCGAAGAGACCCUUCCCUUCUCUCGUCGGCCUACGACACCCAUUGAGAUUCCAUCUCGACAAAAACAGGCUUUGUCUCCGCAUUUGUCUCCCAUUCAGGAUCAAAUAUCUCCAGAGCUGCUUUUUGAAAUGUCUCCACUUAUCUCUAAUCUUUCUCCAUCUGCAAACUACAUGCUCAGACCUUCCUCUGUGCACAACCACCAGGAUCCAGAACCAUACCUAUACCACUUUCCCGUGUUUUCUCCGCAUCGUUUCAAAUCAAUGCAUCCUUCCCCGUCACCCACUCCUUCUGGAUCUACCUCCACCCGUACUUCCAAGUUUACUUCCGAAACUACGUCUAAACCGGACUCGUGGCCCAAGCCUCCUACGUUCAUUCCGGGUGACAGCGAGAACCAACCAUCUCCCGUGGUAAAAGCGAGCGCAACAUACAAAAUUACAGGGUUCUCUCCCGUGUUCCCGAGCCCAGUCUCUGAGCUCUCUUCUCGUAGGAGACUUGAACGUCUCUCACCCCCCCCGAGAUUGUCUUCGUCAGGGUGCAUCCCGGGACCUCGCGACGCUAUCCUGGAUAAUCCAGAUGCUCUUCAUUCAUCUUCUCCGGGCGCCCUCGACUUUGAUAAAUUUCUGAUCCGCCGCAUCACCAAUAUGCGAAGACCUUUGCUCCUGAGGCCAACCUCCUCCAACCUAAGAGCCCCACUGCGGCACUGAUCUUGAACCUCAUUCGAUCCAUUUUCUCAAACAAACAUGCCUGUGGCGCGCAUACCAGUACACCGCAUCGCCUCAAACCAACUUCUAGCAUUGCUUAUUUGUUUUUCAUCAACAGCAUCAACCAUCAGCCACCA